Molecule: messenger RNA, 1323 nt
Organism: Lachancea dasiensis
Lineage: Eukaryota; Fungi; Ascomycota; Saccharomycetes; Saccharomycetales; Saccharomycetaceae
Source: the annotation of a GenBank genome assembly
AUGGCAUCCUGUAUAUUUUUCUGCGAUAGCAAGGGAAAGACUAUACUCUCAAGAAGGUAUCGCAAUGACGUUCCGCCAUCAGCCAUCGAAAAGUUCCCUGCACUGUUACUUGAGGCGGAGCAAGAAUCAAGUGUGAUUCCACCAUGUUUGACGCACAAUGGUGUACAGUAUCUUUUCAUCCAGCACAACGACAUCUACGUGCUUACGAUGAGUUGUUCGCUAUCACUCAAUGUGGCCCAAGUGUUCUCCUUCCUAUACAAACUUGUUGAUGUACUGGCAGAAUAUGUGAAAACUGUGCAAGAGGAAUCUAUCAGAGAUAAUUUUGUGAUAAUUUAUGAACUUCUGGAUGAGAUGUUGGAUUUUGGAGUCCCGCAAAUUACUGAGACCAAGAUGCUCAAACAGUACAUUACUCAGAAGUCUUUCAAGCUUAUCAAGUCCGCUAAGAAAUCGAAGAACGUUGUUAGGCCACCUUCUCAAUUGACUAACUCCGUAAGCUGGCGACCAGAGGGCAUCACGUAUAAGAAGAACGAAGCGUUUUUGGAUGUCGUUGAAUCGAUCAAUAUGCUUAUAGCUGCCAACGGACAAGUCCUGCGGUCAGAAAUUCAGGGCAAAAUCAAGGUUAAAUCCCACUUGUCGGGUAUGCCAGAUUUGAAACUUGGGCUUAAUGACAAAGGUAUUUUUACAACUGAUGAUUCGGGCUCUAAAAUGGGCGCAUCCAGCAAAGGGCCCAGCAUAGAAUUGGAGGAUAUCAAAUUUCACCAGUGCGUUCGUUUGAGCAAGUUCGAAAAUGAGAAAAUUAUCACAUUCAUACCACCUGACGGGGACUUUGAUCUAAUGAACUAUAGACUUUCGUUACCUAUCAAGCCAUUAAUCUGGUGCGAUGUCAAGAUUAAAGUCCAUUCACAGUCCAGAAUCGAAAUUCAUUGCAGGGCAAAAGCACAGAUCAAAAAGAAAUCCGCAGCCAAUAAUGUAGAGAUUCUGAUACCUGUUCCAGAAGACGCAGAUUCUCCUAAAUUCCGUUAUUCGCACGGAUCUUUAAAAUACGUUCCGGAAAAAAGUGCGAUUCUUUGGAAAAUCAAGACCUUCAAUGGGGGCAAAGAGUAUUCAUUUGCGGCUCAACUGGGACUUCCUUCAAUGAACGACAUAGAAGUUCCUAAGGCCAAACGACCCAUCGAGGUCAAGUUUCAGAUUCCUUACUUUACGACGUCUGGAAUUCAGGUGCGUUAUCUCAAGGUUCAUGAACCAAAAUUGCAAUAUCAAAGCUACCCCUGGGUUAGAUAUAUAACUCAGAGCGGCGAUGAUUACACCAUUAGAACCGCAUAA